GCAAUGACAACACCCAAGCUUCCGGGGACUGAGCGGCUUCAAACUCUCCCAGGAUUUCCGCUGGCCCCAGGUCGCGGUUGGACGUCGGGACAGAGCCUGAUCCAGGCUUCGGCGGCCGGUGGCAGCUCUCGAUCAGCUCUCUCAGUCGGAGAGGCGGCAAAAGAAAGGUGCCACAGCAGAGACACGCAGGAGCUGCCCUAGAACCUUUUCAAAGAAGAAUGGAAGAAUCUGUGAAGCUUGCUAUGGUGGAAGACACCGUGGAGUACCGCCUGUUCCUGAUACCAGGUGAAUCAAGGGACCCAGAAAAACAGAAAGAGGUUCUUCAGAAGUAUAUUGAGAGAAUAAUGACCCAGUUUGCACCUAUGCUGGUCUCCUACAUCUGGCAGAAUCAGCCUUUCAAUCUCAAAUAUAAACCUGGGAAAGGAGGUGUUCCUGCUCAUAUGUUUGGCAUGACAAAGUUUGGGGAUAAUAUUGAGGAUGAAUGGUUUAUUGUUUAUGUCAUAAAGCAGAUUACAAAGGAAUUUCCGGAGUUAGUAGCAAGGAUUGAAGACAAUGAUGGCGAAUUCUUGUUAAUAGAAGCUGCUGACUUUCUCCCUAAAUGGUUGGAUCCUGAUAAUAGCACCAAUAGGGUAUUUUUCCACCAUGGGGAAUUGUGUAUUAUUCCUGCACCAAGAAAAUCUGGAGAAGAAUCUUGGUUACCCAACACAACCCCAACAAUUCCACAAGCGUUGAAUAUAAUCUCAGCACAUCCAGAAAAAAUACUUGCUUCAGAAUCUAUACGAGCUGCUGUGAAUAGACGCAUCAGAGGGUACCCAGAAAAAAUUCAGGCCUCCCUUCAUCGAGCACACUGCUUUCUUCCAGCUGGCAUUGUGGCAGUGCUAAAGCAGCGCCCCAGAUUGGUGGCUGCAGCAGUCCAGGCAUUUUACCUACGAGACCCUAUUGACCUGCGAGCCUGUCGUGUUUUCAAGACAUUCUUGCCUGAAACUCGAAUAAUAACAUCGGUCACAUUCACUAAAUGUCUGUAUGCACAGUUGGUACAACAAAGGUUUGUGCCAGACCGGCGGAGUGGAUAUAGGCUGCCUCCUCCAUCUGAUCCCCAGUACCGAGCCCAUGAAUUGGGCAUGAAAUUGGCUCAUGGAUUUGAGAUCUUAUGUUCCAAAUGUAGCCCACAUUUUUCUGAUUGCAAGAAAUCCCUUGUGACUGCCUCACCACUCUGGGCCAGUUUCCUUGAAAGUCUGAAAAAGAAUGAUUACUUUAAGGGAUUAAUAGAAGGUUCUGCUCAGUACCGGGAAAGACUAGAAAUGGCAGAGAAUUACUUCCAGCUCUCAGUAAACCGGCCAGAAAGUUCUCUUGCUAUGAGCCCAGGCGAAGAAAUCUUAACCUUAUUACAGACAAUGCCAUUUGAUAUAGAAGACCUUAAGAAAGAAGCAGCUAAUCUUCCCCCGGAGGAUGAUGACCAGUGGUUAGAUCUCUCAGCAGAUCAGCUGGAGCAGCUGCUACAGGAAGCUGCUGGCAAAAAAGAAUCAGAGUCUAUUUCCAAGGAGAAGGAGCAGAACUAUAACUUAACUCAAGUCUCAGAGAGCAUGAAAUCUUUCAUAUCCAAAGUCUCAACCCACAAGGGAGCAGAGCUGCCUAGAGAACCUUCUGAGGCUCCAAUCACUUUUGAUGCAGAUUCUUUUCUUAAUUAUUUUGAUAAGAUUUUAGGGCCAAGGCCUCGUGAGUCAGAUUCUGACUGUCUGGAUGAGGAAGACUUUGAAUGUUUAGAUAGUGAUGAUGACUUGGACUUCGAAACACAGGAACCUGGUGAAGAGGCUUCUCUGAAAGGAACUCUUGAUAAUCUCAAGUCAUACAUGGCCCAGAUGGACCAGGAACUAGCACACACCUGCAUUGGCAAAAGUUUCACCACCAGGAAGCAAGUGGAACCUGUAUCCCAGAAUACUGAUAACAAUUCAGAUGAGGAAGAUUCUGGUACAGGAGAAUCUGUUAUGGCACCAGUGGAUGUAGACCUGAACCUGGUUUCAAAUAUAUUGGAAUCCUAUAGCUCCCAAGCUGGACUGGCAGGACCUGCUUCCAAUCUUUUACACAGCAUGGGAGUGCAGCUGCCUGACAACACUGAUCACAGACCAACAAGUAAGCCAAUGAAAAAUUAACCAGCAAAUUUAGCUUCUCUUUUUUCUUUUUAAAUAAAUAUUGAAUCAAAUUCUGUUCA
Messenger RNA from Cebus imitator (Panamanian white-faced capuchin), 2209 nucleotides. It is a transcript of the gene ECD, whose product is annotated as ecdysoneless cell cycle regulator. Gene Ontology annotation, cellular component: nucleus. The coding region runs from base 219 to 2150 and encodes 643 amino acids. Lineage: Eukaryota; Metazoa; Chordata; Mammalia; Primates; Cebidae. The record is from RefSeq and is a predicted model, not a curated record. The transcript has 14 exons.